Molecule: messenger RNA, 735 nt
Organism: Acanthamoeba castellanii str. Neff
Lineage: Eukaryota; Discosea; Longamoebia; Acanthamoebidae
Exons: 2
Coding region: 1-735 (244 amino acids)
Source: RefSeq, a predicted model, not a curated record
AUGGCCAGUGACGGUUACAUCAUUAGUGGCACGCGCAUCCAGCUCCCCGAUGUUCCGGCGGGAUUCAUGCGGGCGGACUCUGCCGGCACCAUCGUCAAGGCCGACACGGCCGCCUUUGUCGCGGAGAUCGACAACCUGGCCGGACAGCCUAACGGCGUGGCCUCGCUCGAUGAGAACGGGCAGGUGCCGCUGUCGCAGCUCGGCAACGCGCCCGGAGGCGGUGGCGGCGAUUUCGUUCCACCCACCGACAAGGGCGUCAUCAUCACCGGCGACGGCAGCCACUCGGUCACGCUCGCGGCGGGCGCCAACAAGACCGCCCUCAUCGCCGACCCUACCCGGUCCGAGGGCAUCAAGUGGGCGGCCUACGACCACGUCGAUCUGCUCAACAAGGGCACCAACACACACGCUCAGAUCGAUACCACCCUGAGUCUGAGCGUCAGUGAUGUUACGCAGGGCAACAUAAUGGCGCAGGUGUCGGCCGUCACCAGCGUCACCGCGACAUCCGGCAACUGGCUGCUGUGGCUGGCCUACUCGUGCGAUCUCGGCGGCGUCAGCGGAACGACCGCGCAGACGGUGUUGGCCAAUCGCGUCGGCGGAUCCUUCACCAGCGGAUCGGCGGCGCUCACCACCGCCAACGGUGUCGCCUCGGUCAAGCUCAUGGUGACGCAAACGACCGACACAACCUGGCACGCGACCAUCUAUGGCAACGCGGCGUCGAAGCUCGUCCCCCUUUAA